Messenger RNA from Aedes albopictus (Asian tiger mosquito), 5793 nucleotides. RefSeq lists its product as uncharacterized. The record is from RefSeq and is a predicted model, not a curated record. Lineage: Eukaryota; Metazoa; Arthropoda; Insecta; Diptera; Culicidae. The transcript has a single exon. Gene Ontology annotation, biological process: DNA integration. Gene Ontology annotation, molecular function: zinc ion binding; nucleic acid binding. The coding region runs from base 1 to 5793 and encodes 1930 amino acids.
AUGGUGCAGUGUCAAUCCUGCAAACUCUGGGAGCAUUUUGGCUGCGCCGGUGUCGACGAACAAAUUCGACGGUCUGAUGCCACGUACAUCUGUAAGCGAUGUGCACUACCAGGGGUCUCCAACGAUGAUCAUCUCAACGUUCCCUUCGUCGAUCCACGCUCCAAAGGAAUGAAGGCGGGUUCGAAGGCAAGUUCCAAGGGGGGCUCAAAAAGGGGAAAGAAAAUUCUCGACCCACCCGGCAGCGUUACGUCAAGCGUGCGUGUGGCAAUGCUAGCGGAACAGCUUAAACUCGUCGAAGAACAGCAAGUCUUGGAGGAACAGGAACUGAAAGAACAAGAGGAAAUGAAGAAACGCUUGUUGGAAGAAGAAGAAAUUCAAUUGGAGGAGAAGAAAAGGAUCGCAGAGGAAGCCAAACAGAUCCGUGAACGUAAGUUACAGGAUGAACUGGAAGCAAAACGGAAACAACAACAAGUAAGGAGAGAGUCAUUCGAAAAGCGUCAAGAGAUUAUCAGGCAAAUGGCAGAAGUAAGCAGCAGAAGUGGAUCGAUUGUGAGCUCCGGUCAAAAAGUUCGUAACUGGCUAAAUGACCAAGGUGCUGGAAGAUCUGAUGGGAAUAAUGUUGGAGAGCUUAUUGAUCCUAACAUCAAUCGGAUUCCCGAAGACCCGUUGGAAGUACCCAUUCAGACACGAGAACCGGCGUCACGGAAACCCGCCACUAUGCAACCACUGCAACCGGUGAUACAGGUUCCUGCUGCACCGUUACCGACACCCGCACCCACACCUACGUAUUCAGGUCGGUUGCUAUCUCAGGAGCAAAUCGCGGCGAGACAGGUUCUGGGGAAAGACCUUCCAAUUUUCGAUGGAAACCCCGAGGAUUGGCCGGUUUUUAUAAGCAACUAUGAGCAAUCAACAACCACGUGCGGAUAUUCGGAUGCGGAAAACCUUGUCCGACUUCAACGAUCGCUAAAAGGAAAUGCUUUAGAGUCAGUAAAAAGCCGUCUACUCCUGCCGGCUAGUGUGCCACACGUAGUACAAACUCUGCGUACCCUUUUCGGAAGACCGGAGCUGCUCAUUAGGUCAAUGCUGAACAAAAUCCACCAAAUUCCACCGCCGAGACACGACCGCCUAGAAACGCUGAUGCACUUCGGUCUGGCAGUGCAGAACCUGGUGGACCAUCUAAAAGCAGCAAACCAAUACACCCACCUAACGAACCCAGUGCUCAUGCAAGAGCUGGUAGAAAAGCUACCUGGAUCACUGCGUCUAGAUUGGGCUGUUUUCAAAAACAAAUAUCACACUGCUACGCUUGACACGUUCGGGGAAUUUAUGUCAGGAUUGGUGACGGCUGCUAGUGAAGUAUCUUUUGCUCUUCCGGGGAGUUGUUUAAACCAGAAACAUAUAACGGACUCCCGAAGCGGAAAACAAAGGACUGGAAAUACCGGAAUACUCCAAGCUCACUCGAUAGACGGACAACUCAUCAGCCAGGAUACCAAUACCACCGCACGUUUCAAACCUGUAAAAUCAUGCCUAGCUUGUGGCCGAGCAGGCCAUAGGGUCGCUGAAUGUCAGCAGUUCAUCGGAGCAAGCGUUGACGAACGUUGGGAGUUGGUACAACAAAAAGGACUCUGCCGAACCUGUUUAAACGGACACGGUAAAUGGCCAUGUCGAUCUUGGAGUGGAUGUGCCGUUGAAGGAUGCCGUCAAAGGCAUCAUACGCUUCUCCAUUCUUCUACGCCAGUGGAAACCGAUAAUGUCUCACCUAGCCACGUUACGUCCGGAGGAUUUGAAUGGCCAUUAUUUCGCAUCGUUCCGGUGGUAUUAUAUGGCCGUAAGUCUUCCCAGACUAUCUACGCCUUCAUAGAUGAGGGUUCAUCGUACACUCUGCUUGAAGAUUCUGUAGCGAAACGGCUGGGCGUUAGUGGUAAGGUAGAACCGCUGACACUGAAGUGGACAGGCGACGUAACCAGGGUCGAAGCAAAAUCGCAGAUUGUACAAUUCGAUAUAUCCGGCAAGCAGGUCAACUCUCGCUAUACUAUUACACACGCUCGCACUGUGGAUCGUUUGGUCCUGCCAACCCAAACCAUGGAGUAUAAGGAUCUAGCACGUCGGUUCCCGCAUCUACGUGGAUUGCCAAUUGAAGACUACGAGCUAGUUCAGCCAAAAUUGCUCAUUGGACUUGAUAACCUCAGGUUAUGCGUCCCUCUUAAACUACGGGAAGGUGGACCGUCGCACCCUAUAGGCGCGAAAUGCCGACUAGGAUGGAGCAUAUAUGGUUGCGUUCCAAAUCAAGCAGCUCAUUCUUCGGUCGUGGGUUUCCAUGUGAAAGCAUCUUCCGAUUCAGAUCAGGAAAUGAAUGACCUUCUUCGAGACUAUUUCACCCUGGAUGACGCUGGUGUCAUCGACCAAAGCAGUCUCAUUGAAUCGGCGGAAGAAAAACGCGCCAGGUUGCUGCUGAAAGACACUACUCGACGUACGCCGUCUGGUUCUAAGUUUGAAACUGGUCUGCUGUGGAGGACCGGUAAGCCCGACUUUCCGGACAGUUAUCCCAUGGCUGUGCGGCGUUUGGAAUCGCUAGAACAUCGGCUUAAACGUGAACCCAGCUUGCAGGAGUGCGUUCGCAAUCAGAUUACGGAUUAUGAGCGCAAAGGGUAUACUCAUCGGGCCAGUCUAACCGAACUAACAUCGGUGGAAUCGAAUCACGUAUGGUACUUACCACUGGGUGUUGUUACCAAUCCUAGAAAACCCAACAAGAUACGGCUCAUCUGGGACGUGGCGGCAAAAGUGGGAGACACCUCUUUCAAUUCCCAACUUCUUAAAGGUCCUGACCUAUUGACGCCUCUCCCAAAGGUUUUGUAUCAAUUCCGACAAUAUCCAGUGGCUGUGACCGGUGACAUAAUGGAAAUGUUUCACCAGAUUAAAAUCCGCAGCCCAGAUUGCCAGUCACAGCGUUUCCUGUACCGAGAAAAUACGACGGACGUCCCUAGGAUCUACGUGAUGGACGUAGCUACGUUUGGAUCGACCUGCUCCCCCGCUUCGGCACAAUAUGCAAAGAAUCUAAACGCGGAAGAGUACGCCACAGAAUACCCUCGAGCAGCGGAAGCCAUUAUAAAAAAGCACUACGUCGACGACUAUUUGGAUAGUUUCAAGACGAUUUCGGAGGCAGUAACUGUUGUAAACGAGGUCAAAUUGGUACACUCUAAAGGUGGCUUCACGCUCCGUCGAUUUCUGUCCAACGUACCGGAGGUCUUGCAGGGUAUCGGAGAGGAAGUGGAGACGGAAAUGAAGGACCUAGAUCUUGAGCGAGCGGGUAAGAUCGAGUCGGUGUUGGGAAUGAAGUGGGUUCCAGAUGCGGACGUCUUUAUAUACACGUUUGGCGUUCGAGAAGACAUCCUUCAAAUCCUGCGUACCGAUCACGUUCCUUCAAAGCGAGAAGUAGCUAGGGUAGUGAUGAGUUUGUUCGAUCCACUCGGGCUCAUUUCCUAUCUACUGGUUCACGGAAAAGUCCUAAUUCAAGAGCUCUGGAUGAAAGGGACGGAGUGGGAUCAAGAAAUCCCUCAAGACACCAACGUGCGCUGGCGACAGUGGGCAGAAUCGCUGAAACAACUAGACCGGCUUCGCAUACCGCGAUACUACUUCCCCUCUAGUCCUCCGAAAAGCUUCGUAUGUCUACAAAUUCACCUAUUUGUAGAUGCUAGCGAUGCAGCAUAUGCAGCAGUGGUAUACUUCCGUCUGCAGACCGAACGAGACACGCAGGUGGCGCUUGUCGGUGCGAAAACCAAGGUAGCACCACUGAAGGCUCUAUCGAUACCGAGGCUUGAACUCAAGGCUGCAGUUCUAGGUACCCGUUUAAUGGAAACAAUCCAAAAUCAACACACGUAUCCAGUUACUCAACGUUUCUGUUGGACCGAUGCAAACACCGUCCUGGCAUGGGUUCGUGCUACUGAUCAUCGACGUUACCACAAAUUCGUUGCAGUUCGAGUAGGAGAAAUCUUGUCAUCCACACAACAAUCGGAAUGGCGCUGGGUGCCAUCAAAAAUGAACGUCGCGGAUUUGGCCACUAAAUGGAACAACGAUUCACAAGCGAUGGCCAUCAGUCCGUGGUUUCACGGACCAGCCUUCCUCUUUGAACCCGAAUCACAUUGGCCCAAGCAAAAAGUAUCCACCACAACAGAUGUAGAACUCCGUCCAGUCCACCCACAUCUAGCCCACUUCUCAACUAGUUUUUUGCUCGAGAAAUUCAACAAGUGGUCCAAAUUGCUUCGCGUAGCUGCCUACGUGUUUCGUUGGAUUGAUAACCUCCGAAGGCGAAGAAGCGGUGAAAAUCUGGAACUCGGUUACUUAACCUGUGAAGAACUUCGCGGCGCCGAAGAAGCUCUGGUCAAAAUGGCUCAAAACGAGUGUUAUUCUGAGGAAAUUUCCAUCCUUAGGAGGACUCAAGGGCCACCUGAGAUGCGGCAUCCCACUGUCAGCAAGUCCAGUACGAUCUACAAGAAGUAUCCAUUCGUGGACGAUUCGGGAGUUCUGCGUAGUCGAGGACGAAUCGGUGCCGCACCGUAUAAGUCUUUCGAUGCCAAGUUUCCUAUAAUUCUCCCAAAACGACACACGCUUACCUUUCUAAUUGUGGACUGGUACCAUUGCCGUUUUCGACACGCCAAUCGUGAAACCGUGUUCAACGAAGUACGCCAACGUUACGAAAUACCCACAGUUCGUCGACUGCUGGACAAUGUACAACGAGCAUGCGUCUUCUGCCGCAUUGCGAAAGCAACUCCAAGGCCGCCAGUCAUGGCACCGCUUCCUGAAAUGCGCUUGACGGCUUUCAUUCAACCCUUUACGUAUACUGGGUUGGACUAUUUCGGUCCAAUCCUGGUGAAGCAAGGCAGGAGCAACGUGAAACGCUGGGUGGCGCUCUUCACCUGCCUCACCAUCAGAGCGGUACACAUUGAGGUAGUGCAUUCACUAAGUACUAUUUCAUGCAUCAUGGCAGUUCAACGGUUCGUGGCGCGUAGAGGACAACCAAGGGAGUUCUGGUCCGAUAAUGCUACCUGUUUUCAAGGCACGGGUAACGAGCUAGCAGCACACAACAAAGCUUUAGUCGAAAAGUUCACCACCUCUCGAUGCACAUGGAAGUUUAUACCCCCAUCGACUCCCCAUAUGGGAGGUGUAUGGGAGAGACUUGUUCGUUCGGUGAAGGUAGCUGUCGGAGCUGUGCUGGAGAGUUCACGUAAACCUGACGACGAAACGUUGGAAACAAUACUCAUUGAAGCAGAAGGGAUGAUAAAUUCGAGGCCGCUCACUUAUGUACCUCUUGAGUCAGCCGACCAGGAAGCGUUGACUCCCAAUCAUUUCCUGUUGGGCAACUCAUCGGGAGCGAAAUUUCUUUCCAACAGUCCGCUGAAUAAUCACAUGAUCCUUAGAAAGAGCUGGAAAAUGGCAAGACAUAUCGGAGAUGAAAUUUGGCGUAGGUGGCUCAAAGAGUAUCUGCCGAUGAUUACUCGUAGGUGUAAAUGGUUUGAGGAUGUUAAGGAUUUGCAAGUUGGCGACUUAGUACUAGUGAUUGGUGGAACGACAAGGAAUCAAUGGAUUCGAGGACAGAUCGAAGAGGUUUACCCUGGCCGAGACGGCCGAGUGCGGCAAGCGCUAGUGCGGACAUCGUCGGGACCUGUGCGUAGGGCAGCAGUGAAGCUGGCUGUAUUGGACGUCAAGGAGAACAGUAAACCUGCCGCCGGCUCAACUGAAGUUUUAGACCCUCACCAAGGUUUACGGGCGGGGGUAUGUUAUGGCAACACUGGCGAAUGA